Carassius carassius (crucian carp) is the source of this 1352-nucleotide messenger RNA. RefSeq names its product prefoldin subunit 3-like. The transcript has 6 exons. The record is from RefSeq and is a predicted model, not a curated record. The coding region runs from base 65 to 652 and encodes 195 amino acids. Gene Ontology annotation, cellular component: cytoplasm; prefoldin complex. Lineage: Eukaryota; Metazoa; Chordata; Actinopteri; Cypriniformes; Cyprinidae. Gene Ontology annotation, biological process: protein folding; microtubule-based process; tubulin complex assembly. Gene Ontology annotation, molecular function: tubulin binding.
CAGCGCUCGUGCGUAAGAGCAGCGGGCGCGUGCGUAAAGAGGAAGAACCGUAAGUCUCUCCAAAAUGGCGACGACCAUAGAGACUGGCAAUGCAGGAGCUGCAAAUAAGAAAAAACACCUCGGAAUCCCCGAAGCAAUAUUUGUGGAAGAUGUGGAUGCCUUCAUGAAGCAGCCGGGCAAUGACACGGCAGACGCCGUGCUGAGGAAGCUGGAUGAACAGUAUCAGAAAUAUAAAUAUAUGGAGCUCAAUCUGUCUCAGAAGAAACUCAGGUUGAAAAGCCAGAUCCCACAAAUCAAACAGACAUUAGAAAUCCUACGGCACAUGCAGAAAAAGAAGGACACUACAGAUCCCAUGGAGACACACUUUCUUUUGGCUGAUAACGUCUAUUGCAAGGCCUCUGUCCCACCCACAGAUAAAGUGUGUUUGUGGCUUGGGGCUAAUGUCAUGUUGGAGUAUGAUAUUGAUGAGGCCCAGGCGCUGUUGGAGAAAAACUUUGCUACAGCUUCCCGGAAUCUGGACUCUCUGGAAGAGGACCUGGACUUCCUUAGAGACCAGUUCACAACCACCGAAGUCAAUAUGGCACGUGUUUACAAUUGGGAUGUCAAAAGAAGGAGCAAAGACAACCUCCUCAAAUCUGCUGAGCGGUCCUAGAAGAGGAGGCCUAGUUUGGUCCCACCCCACCCGAAUUCCUUUCCCAUCAGAAAAUUCACCCCCCAUGUAUCUGUUUCCACCAAAACCAACUGUUAUCUUUUGAUUUAUUACUUUUUAACGUAUUUUUUCAAGUAAAAAGGUGAAAAACAUCAAACAAAAGUAAUAAUGGUAGUUUUCUUUUUUUAUGAUGAAUUAUUAGCUGUUUCAGAGGGGGCUUCUCUCCACAGGUUCUACACAUUUGUCUUCCUCUGUGCUCUUUUUUUCCUCUGAUUUGUUGUUUGGGAAACAUCUGAAAUUUCAGUUCUGUUAAAUCAAAACUGUUUAAACUACUAUGGGCUUCAAAUUUCUUUCUGUGUAAUUUUUAUUGCCAGAUCUUGCAGAGAUCGUUGUCAAAAUGCAGCAUGCACAAUAUCAGGGGGACAUCUGGUUUAAUUUAUCACCCUCUCUUCUCCUUUACUUCCCUUUUCUUAACACUUCCUUCUCUGAUGUCAGUUUUUUCAUCUCUUGUCCUUCAUCUGUACUUAUGUCACAUUGUAGCCAUUAAACACUGAACAAAUAAUGAAGCAAUUUGGGAAAAGGCACAAAAUCGAUGAAAUGGUCUGUGUUUUUAAUCUGCGUAGCUUUUUAUAAUUCCUGAUCUGAUUGAGGUUCUGACAGUGAUUGAGAUAAAUCCAACUAAUUAAAUAUGUGCCUGCAGUUC